This is a messenger RNA of Caretta caretta (loggerhead turtle), 7482 nucleotides long. RefSeq names its product nyctalopin (gene NYX). Gene Ontology annotation, molecular function: protein binding. Gene Ontology annotation, cellular component: plasma membrane. Lineage: Eukaryota; Metazoa; Chordata; Testudines; Cheloniidae. The record is from RefSeq and is a predicted model, not a curated record.
CUGAAGAUACCAGGGGACAUGCUGGCUUUGCUCCCAAACUCAGAUUAACUGGCUCUAGCUGCAGUUCAUUUACUGAAAGAGUGAAAUUAAUUCACCGGAAAAGAAGGCAAAGGGUUUUUCCACCACCCCUCAGGCAUUGUUAGUGAGUGAUCCCAGCCUCUCUCAUUUAAUUCUAACACACCCUAAAGAAACCAUUAUUAUUCUGUCAAAAGAGGCUUUAAAUAUUGCCUCACGUCCUGCAUGCAACAGUAUUGCCAUGUACAGAUCCUGUCCUGACAAUUCCACACACAAACAUCAGCCUGGCAAGCAGAACAUACUCUUAGACAGAAUGGGUGUUUUCUCUCAAGAGUAAUAUAUACUGUGCAUCUCCCCCGGUCCUCUUUCCCUCUCCUCCAGGUUUCAUUGCAGGCUGUGUAUCAGUGCAAAAGAUACAUGACGCUUGAAUCUGAUUCUCAUUCAUGCCCAUGUAAUUUAGAGACAACUUCCAUUCAGGUCAGUAGAAUUGUACCUUUGAACAAACGAUGGGAAAUCAGAAUUGGGCCUGUGGUUUGGACUGGAGCAUAUCCCUGAGUUUGGGAGGCUUUUAAGCUGAGGGUGCUGUGUUGGUCUGGUUAGUUCAGCCAUCGUUAUUUCGAUUAGCUGAAAUCAUAAGCCUGUGCUUGCCCAAAAAUAUAAUUACAUUCCCCUCCCCCCGUUUUGUAAUGGCUUUGUUUUAGAUUCCUAGUAAUGCUAUGUUGAUGGCAGAGAGCCAGUUCUAGGCUGAUUUUUUUGUGGAGUGGUGGUGGUGGGGGGAGAAUGCAGCAGAUUGGUUUGUCAGCAAUCCCUGUUUUGCUUUGGAGUUUUAAAGGACAGAAACGUUCUUCCAGCUCCGCUAAUCCUCCUCUGAUACAGAGGAUUUUCCUGCCAUUAAAUGAUAGCUUUGGAGGGGAAAAAAUGCCAACUCUUCAGAGAUGGACCAGUAGAACUAAUGGCCAGGUCCAGAGAAGGAUGGCGGAUGCGGCCAUUGCUCCAUUAGGCACAUUUCAGUGGUUCACCUCAUGUUAAAGAUUUGGGCAAGCCCUUGCUGAAAAGCCCUGUGAAGAAUAGUACAAAACCGAAGUGUGCACUGAAAAGAUCCCAGAAGUUUACUUGCCAGACCUGAAAUGCCACAAGUGAAUAAUCAAGGUGAUGUUUGUCAUCAUUUUAAAUGUCAUUCUGUGUAUCCCUCACAUCCAUGCUGUGUGGGCCUGCGUACGUUCCUGCCCUGCCAACUGCGUGUGCACCCAGGAGCGGAGCUGUUCCGUCCUGUGUGACCGUGCCGGCCUUCUGCAGAUCCCCAGCGACUUCCCCUGUGAAGCCUCCUCUAUCAACCUGGAUAAAAACAGUAUUAAAUUCGUCUCAGAGAGGGCCUUUGGGACCCUGCCUUCCCUCAAAUCUCUCUCACUCCAGCACAACAACAUCUCCUUCAUCACUCCCGGGGCUUUCAAAGGGCUUCCCAGGUUGACUGAGCUUAAAAUGGCUCACAACGAAUACAUCCGCUACCUGCACACUCGCACUUUCACUGCCCUCAGAAGGCUUGUCAGACUAGACCUUGCUGACUGCAACCUUUUCAACAUCCCAGACAGGAUUUUCAUAGAGCUCCCUGCCCUUCAGGAGCUCUUCUGUUUCCAGAACAAUUUCCGAAGGAUCCCUGGAGCCAUACGAGGCAUGGAGAAUUUGACCCAUGUUUACUUGGAGCGAAACAAGAUAGAAGCUGUAGCCUAUAAUUCUCUGCAAGGCCUCACCAGGCUGAAGUAUCUUAACCUCCAAGACAACAGAAUAAAUGUCAUUCAUGACCAAGCCUUUCAAGAUUGUCAGAAAAUGGAGUAUCUCUAUCUGAAUGACAACUUGCUUAGUGACCUCCCAGAAAACUCCUUUGAUGGGCUGAGAUACCUGAAAAUGCUCAAUCUUGGUGGGAAUUUUCUCAGGAAUGUGUCCAACACCUGGUUCCGGAACCUGGUUCAACUGGAGGUUCUGUACUUGGACCGAAAUAGGGUCAACUACAUUGAAGAAGGGGCUUUUGAAAACCUAACCAGCCUGGUCUCUUUGCAUUUGAACAGUAACAACCUAACUACCCUGCCUUUUUCCGUCUUCCAGCCAGUCUAUUUCCUGGGAAGGCUCUAUCUUUUCCGGAACCCCUGGGAGUGUGACUGCAGGCUUGAAUGGCUGAAGGAGUGGAUGGAGAAUUACAGACUUGUCAGGGAUAUUCCUUGUGUCUCCCCCUCCUCAGUAGCUGGUAUUGACUUGGCGGAUGUGCUAUUUGACAGAUCACCUGAAGGUUACUGUCUUGACCCAGUGGAGUUAAACGUCACGUCCUACAGCCCAACCCCGACUGAAGAGCCUCACUCUACCACAGAGAGCAAGUUCAGCAGCCUUAUCUCCAAACUUCUGCUCCAGGAGGGCCUUCCCGAGGGGAUGGCAAACACCUCUGAAAUAUUAACCAACACCACCCUGUUGGACAGGCUAGGUGAUGAGGUUUCUUCAGGGGUGGGGGAAUAUGCUAUCUCCUGCUCUUUCCACCUCCUGGCACUCAUUACAGCUCAAGCAGUGAUGGUUCUGCAGAGUAAAUAACCCAAGGGCUGCCUCAAGCACGUUGCUAUUUAAGAACUGAGUUUCUGUAGAAUGUAGUCAUUAGAGAGGAGCUGAUGCUGCAGAGUUCAGAUGCUGAUCUGACUCCAAAUUUCCCAGCAAUACAGCGGGUGUUUGGGUCCAGGAGUUUGAUUUGGGCCCAUCUUUGGAAGUAACUAAUCUCCUGGAGGCAGGGAUUUUAUCUUUUUUGUGUUUGUAAAACCCCAUGUACUUUGACAGAACAUUAUGAGAUAGCAGCAAUAAUAAGGAGUUUGAGCCAACUAUUGUCUCUGGGACCGCAGCUUUCCCCCGCUAGAUGUGAACUGAAAGGGCACCUUACUGAAGACAGCACUGCAGCAUAUAUUCAUUUAGGGUCAAUCCUGAUUCCCUGGAAGUCUCUGGAAAAACUCCCACUGAUUUUCAUGGGUGCAGGGAUUGAACUCUAAACUGCGAGCCUCACCCAUAGAUCCUGAGACACAUAAGGAACCUGAUCAUCUGCUUAUGGUGUUUUAUGCUGAUAUAACUCCAUUGACUUCAGUGGAGUUACUUCUGAUUUACACCAAGGUGGGAGGAGAAUCAGAUCUAUUCUAUUCAACAUGCACACCUGCUGCACUACACAGUGUGCACAAUGCCAAGAGGAAGGGGGGAAAGUGAGCAGGUCGGUAGCCCUGUGCUAAGGUCUGUGGCUUAUCAGUCACAUUGGAAAUUGCAUUUGGGAAGAGCAAGCCAUUUUGACUGGGCCUACAUUUUUCUCAUUCUCCCACCGCUGCUCUAAUAUAGUGUUUCUCCAUGACCGGUCUGUGGACCGGGUGCCAGUCCCUGUGAUCGCCCUGACGCAGUUUAGGAAGGCAGCAGGCCGGUUCCUGGUACCCAAAAGGUUGAGAGACACUGCUCUAGCACCUGUACAGCCUCAGUGGUGCUCAGAAGAGUGAGCGCGCUCAUGUAGAGAGGGCAGCAAUGCUUUUUCCAACUUGUCGUCUAACCCUCCUUAGAGCAGAUUUAGAUGACACGGUGGCAAAACCACCAGUGGCCUGUCUAUAUUAGCCCUCCCACCUAAUACCAGUGGAGCUGUGCUGGUGAUAGACCAACAGUGGGGGCACCUGAAGAAAUAUGGCUCUAAAGCAGGCUUCUCUGACCUGGUAAUUUCUUUGGGGCCUGUAUGUGGGUAUACAAACACAAACCAACCCCGCACUCUCUGGGGAGGACAAAACUAAAAGGAAAAUAGACAAGAGACUGGGGAAUAAAUGGCUGAAUGAUGGUGGGUAAUACAGGAUUUCACCACACAAAAACUAAUUUUAGCAGUUUCCCUGUGCUUAAAUCUGUGACUGGCUAUUGCCGGGAAGAAUUGGGGAAACAGAGUUUUAAAAAGGGCUUAAAAAUAUGACUGAUUCUGCAUGUAAGUCACACAGGCCAACCACAAUAGCUUCCACUAGGCCAUUAUUUAACAACUCUUUAGUGGUUGUGUCCUCAAGGAAUGUGACCAUUCCGAGUUAAACAGGUCCACUCCUCGUUUCUGCCGAGCCCCUCACAACUGAAAAGAGGCAGCAAUGGAUGUGGUAAUUAGGCCACAACUUUAUUCACUUAAAAUAUCUGGCAGUAAAUUGUACAGCGCAGGUCACCAUCCUUUCCUUAAUCAUUUCAAAAUAAUCUCCCACCCAGUCCCAGUGCUGGACCCUGCCGCCAUCUCCUUGUAUAAGGUAAAAGAGGACUCAAAGAAGUGGGGUUGGUUCCCUGCUGUUCCAGACACAGGAGCCCAGUACUGUCCUUCCUCAGCUCCCUUAAAGAGAGCUAGAAAAAAGUGUGUGUGGGGGGGAAGGGGACGGGGGGAGUCAGCUCUCUGCUGUACCAGAAAAGGGAACUCCAACCCCUUCCUCAGAAUCCUUAAGGGAUGCUUUCUUUCAGAUCUUUUUUCUGUCCGUUUUAGUGGGUGACUGGACCCUUCCAUAAUGCGUAUGCAUACUGGACACCUGCCACAAGUUUUACCUAUUAAAGGGUGAUAUUAUGACUUAACCCCCCUACCCCACUGUACUGGGUCCCAGAUCUGCUGUGGGAAAGGUGAAAAAAACCACCCUGCCUUGGCCACACUGGCAGUGAGGGAAAGAUUCCUGCCCAGCCCCCAGUGAAAAAACGGGACUAGCAUUAUUUGGGGGGGGAGGGAUAGCUCAGUGAUUUGAGCAUUGGCCUGCUAAACCCAGUGUUGUAAAUUCAAUCCUUGAGGGGGCCAUUUAGGGAUGUGGGGCAAAAAUUGGGGAUUGGUCCUGCUUUGAGCAGGGGGUUGGACUAGAUGACCUCCUGAGGUCCCUUCAAACCCUGAUAUUCUAUGAUUCUAUUCUAUGCCCACAAGAAGGUCAUGAGGAAACCCAGUCCUCUUGCAAGUUUCAUGGGAGAUGGGAGAAAUCAUGGCCAUUUAGCUUAUGCAAAAUGACUGUUCAGCUUAUGAACUUCCAGCCCAGUUGGUUUUUAAAAGCAGAAGUAUCCUCCUCCUCAGUAAAGUGUACCAGCCAAAACAGGGGUCUCUCGGGGCUUAAUGAUAACCUCUAUUGGGCUCUGGUAUUAUUUACCCCACCUUUUCAAAGAAAAACAACUGCAUGACAAUUAACAGCCAGCAAUUUCUGGAGUGGUAAAUAUUCCCAAAUUAAAUCAUGUUAGUGGAGGUAAACUCCUGAUCUGUCUGUAGUUAUAUUCAAUUUUUUUCCCAGUGAGGAUGCCAGAUGGUUUCAUAAAUGCCAGUUUGACCUGUUUGGUGCAUUAAAUUCAAUGACUUUGGCUUUCCAGGCUAUUUAUGAAUGCAUUAAUCUUCUUAAAUGCUAAAUUCAUCUGUGGAUUAUAAAUGGUUGUUUUUCAAAACCGUACCAGCCAAAUGCUGUAGACUAAGUUGAAGAUUUCUUUAGAGGAGCAUUAUUUCACCCCAUCACUGAAGGUUUAUCAAUAGAAAUUUGACACAAGUUGCUAGUGCACUGGGCACAGGGGUUAUUUUUCAUUUCCUACAGAUAGAUAUUUGUUGUAUGAACGGAAUAUUUUUAUCUUCUGCUCCAAGAUACACAAAAACUGAAGGGCAUCUUAUUGUGCAAUUGUUACAGGGAAGCAGAAUGUAGAUUUCAAGUUAACUCUUGCUUCAAAGGUCUUUCUUUUUAAUUCCGAAGAGGCAGGUUAAGCUCUGAAUCUGAAUCAACUCAAAGUUUAUGAUUCAGCUGUGACAUUUGAGAAACAAUAAUGUGGGAUGAGGAACAUGCCACCACAUACGACAUUUUACUGCUUGAUAACAACAGUUAGAAAUUCAGAGUGCUGGGGCAGUGGUCUUAGUUCCUUACAAAUUAUGUAGCCAAAUAGUCUUACCAUUCCCAGAAAGCUUUUUUCCGUAAUAAAUCUGUGGCUGCCUAGAAACUUCAUAGCUGUUAAUAUGCCGUACAGCGUUGCCACUCAACUUCACUGCACCACAGGGGCCAGAGCUCAUCUUCUCCCAAUUGAAAAGCCUACCUGAGCUAAGAAGCAAUCGGCAUGUUAUUACCAGUAUAGAACAUAUGACACACAGUUGAGCAGUUCUACUUCUGUUGAGAAGAGGCCAUAGUAUGUGCAUGUACACACACAGGCAAAUUCAUUAACAUGAAACAGUUUGACUCACAUUGUUAAUACAUUUCCUUAACUCUGGCUGACUGAUUUGGUGACUGUUAGGGGGCUUAUUCCUUCACUCACUUACUGCCCUGGUCCUUCUUGCAUGAACAGAGAGCAACAAUACCAGAAGUCCAAAGGUGCAAACAAUUCAGUGUUUAUUGGGGUGAACUUCCAGCAAGCAUGAUUCCAGUUUCCUUCCUUAGUGUCCCCCUUCCCAGCUCUGACACCACAGAGCCUUACACCUGUGUCCCUGUUCCCAUUCCUGCCCUUAGCCAAACAUGAUUCCAAUUUCCCCACUCCCAUUCCCUGUUCCCAUUUCCCCCACCCACACACUUCCUGAUUGACUGCAGACUAUAUAGUAAAACUUGAGUUCUGCUUAGCUAUACUAACCAAUCAUUUUCCUGAAAUUUAACUAAUCAAUCCUAACAUAUUGUAACAUGGAUUAUGUAACCAACUAUAUCCCACCACCUUAAUUAGUUUACACCCAGCAAAAUUAAUUAUACAGCAGAUAGGAACAAUCACAGAACCAGUCAGAGAUUAUACAGACAAACAAUAGCAAAAAGGGGAACUAUAAUGACAAAACAAUACAGAAGCAAGGAUUUCACAUCCCAGCUAUUGAUAAGUGAGUUCUUGCCAGACAGGAUGCUAUCAAACUAAGUUUCCUUUUACAUUUUCUAGGCACUUCCCUUUCUCUGGAGGCCAUAGGCAUCAUCAGGACAGGAUUGUAUUCCUAACAGCCCAACAGCACCUUCUUUCAAUGUGACUAGUUUGGAAUGUGAGGAUGUGACCGGUCGCUUCCCAGCUUAUGGCUGCCUCUGCUGCUUAGCCAAAGGCCUUAGCCUAAGAACAGGGCCUCAGACCGUCAUAGUAAGAGAAGGCCCUUACACUGGCAGACAGUGAUUUUGAUUCUCUCUUUCUUUUAUACCUCUAUAACUUGCUAAGUGAUAAGAAUACACCUAAAUUCUCAGAGUACAGGCCUUUACAGACAGGCCUGAAUAUCUAUAUAUUCAGUGUUAUAUAUAACAGUGACUCCUCCCCAGUAAAGAAGAAGUCUGGAAAACAAAGGGUUAUGUUUCAUUAACCAAUAGUUGCAAUUGAAAGCCUGGAAGGAGAUUUCAGUGCACCGUGGGAAUUUUAAAGCAUGUGUUGGGCUAUACAUGUCCUGUCUAUUUGUUUACCUUUCACCAAGCUUCUUUCUAAGACCCUAUGUUCUUAACAUACAGAGUAUUACACUGAGGCAUCUAGUAACAGUAAAACUGUUUUUAAAUAACUUCUGUUGAGUAG